This is a messenger RNA of Menidia menidia (Atlantic silverside), 863 nucleotides long. The record is from the annotation of a GenBank genome assembly. NCBI's taxonomy places the organism in Eukaryota, Metazoa, Chordata, Actinopteri, Atheriniformes, Atherinopsidae.
UUGAGGGUUCUGCAGGACAGGCUGAGCUGGUCACACUGACCCAUCGGAUCAUGGCGGUGGCAGAGGUCAGCCCUCUGACCACUCAUGUGCUGAACACCAGCGAUGGAGUCCCAGGGGCCAAAAUGGCCCUCAGCCUGCACCGCCUGGACUCCAAUCUGAUGGUCUGGACCAUGAUGAGCGUCGGGACAACAAACGAAGAUGGCCGCUGCCCAGGACUCGUCACCCGGGAAGCUUUCACCCCCGGCAUGUACAAACUGCGUUUUGAGACGGGUUCGUACUGGGAGAGUCUGGGUCACACCUCCUUCUACCCGUAUGUCGAGAUUGUGUUCACCAUUACUGACCCAGCCCAGAAGUUUCAUCUCCCUCUUCUGAUGAGUCGUUUCUCCUACAGCACCUACAGAGGAAGCUGAGAGCUCUCAGCAUCACACGCUACACACAAAAAUAAAGAUCUCUUUCUAGUUUAAUAGCACAGAUACAUCUGAGUAUCCAAUCCGGCUGUUAAUGUUUGAAAUACUUGAAUAUAAGAAUAGCACACAUUAUAGAAUAUUGUACAAUAUUGUUGUAUGUUACAUAUAUGUAUGUUACAUAUACUGAAUACUGAAUACAGACAUCCUUUGGGAGUUCAGGCAUGAAUGUGGCUCAAAAUGCACAGGAACUUUGAGUGUGAAACUAAACCUGAAAAGCCCUGAUUGAAAACAGGCCAUUCCCCAUUUAUUAUUAAAUUGACAAAUAACUGAAUGAUGCAACACAAAGGUCACGGUCACAUGAAUGUGUUGAUAGUUUUGAUUUUUGGUAAUCUAAAAAAUAAGUUUUGGUAUGCAAAGUUGUUUAUCUUACAGUUAUUAAAAAUGAAAAUGACUGAA